Molecule: messenger RNA, 1005 nt
Organism: Castor canadensis (American beaver)
Lineage: Eukaryota; Metazoa; Chordata; Mammalia; Rodentia; Castoridae
Product: olfactory receptor 5AP2-like
Biological process (GO): G protein-coupled receptor signaling pathway
Cellular component (GO): membrane
Molecular function (GO): G protein-coupled receptor activity; olfactory receptor activity
Source: RefSeq, a predicted model, not a curated record
AUGAAUUCAUUUAACCAAAUGCAACAAUCUAUGCUCUCUCUUAUUGUAGCUCAAAGAAUCAGGUACAUGACAAAAAUCCAGGACAAAAAUCAAACAGAAGUGGUGAAAUUUAUCCUUUUAGGACUCUCAGACAAUCCAGAUCUACAAGGUGUUCUCUUUGCCUUGUUUUUGUCAAUCUAUAUAGCAACAAUGGUGGGUAAUUUGGGGAUGAUUGUACUGAUUAAGAUUGAUCACUGUCUCCACACCCCCAUGUACUUCUUUCUCAGCAGCCUGUCCUUUGUUGAUGCCUCUUACUCUUCUUCUGUCACUCCCAGGAUGCUGGUGAACCUCAUGACUGAAAAGAAGGCCACUUCACUUAAUGGGUGUGCAGCCCAGUUCUUCUUCUUUGGCUCCUUCCUGGGAAUGGAAUGCUUCCUGUUGGUCAUGAUGGCAUAUGAUUGAUAUGCAGCCAUUUGGAAUCCCCUACUAUACCCAGUUCUGAUGUCUGGGAGAAUCUGCUCCUUCUUAGUGGCUACUUCAUUCCUAGCAGGCUUUGGCAAUGCAGCCAUCCACACAGGGAUGACUUUUAAGUUAUCUUUUUGUGGUUCCAACAGGAUCAACCAUUUCUACUGUGACACCCCAACCUUGCUAAAACUCUCUUGCUCUGACACCCACAUCAAUGUCAUUGUGAUCAUGGCUUUUUCCAGUUUUAAUGUCAUUAGCUGUGUUAUGAUCAUUCUUAUUUCCUACCUAUGUAUCUUCAUUGCCAUAUUGAAGAUGCCUUCAGUAGAGGGAAGACAUAAAGCCUUUUCCACCUGUGCCUCUCACCUCAUGGCUGUCACCAUCUUCUUUGGGACAAUUCUUUUCAUGUACUUGCAACCUACAUCUAGCUACUCUAUGGAGCAGGACAAGAUUGUUUCUGUAUUUUAUACAGUAGUGAUCCCCAUGCUAAAUCCAAUCACCUACAGUUUGAAAAAUAAGGAUGUAAAAGAGGCCAUGAAGAUCUUACAGAAACACAUGCUGUAA